Molecule: messenger RNA, 3848 nt
Organism: Pogona vitticeps (central bearded dragon)
Lineage: Eukaryota; Metazoa; Chordata; Lepidosauria; Squamata; Agamidae
Product: methyl-CpG-binding domain protein 1
Biological process (GO): negative regulation of transcription by RNA polymerase II; DNA methylation-dependent constitutive heterochromatin formation
Cellular component (GO): nucleus
Molecular function (GO): zinc ion binding; methyl-CpG binding
Source: RefSeq, a predicted model, not a curated record
GGCUUGUUUGGGGGAGGGGGGUUGUCCCCCCAUCUGUUUUCCUCGCUUCCCCCCUCCAGCCCGUUUCGUUGAGUCAAGCGAGGGGAGGGGGUGUCCCCCUUUCAUUCAUUCAUCCCACGCGCGCAGGAUCCUCCGGCCCAAGCCCGGCCCGGCGGGGAAGCGGACGUGGGUGGUGUUCAUCUCAUAGUCUCUCCUUCCUUGGCUUGGCAACAUGACCGAGGGCUGGGUGGAUUGCCCUUCACUAGGGCCUGGCUGGCAGCGCCGCGAAGUCUUGCGAAAAAAUGGAACGAGACCUGGACAAUCUGACACCUAUUACAUGAGCCCCAGAGGAGAGAAGAUCCGCAGCAGAGUGGAACUGACAAGGUUGCUGGGGUGCUCACGGGAUCUGAGAGACUUUGAUUUCAAGAAGGGGAUUUUUCUUGAUCCAAGUGCUGAGCCCCCAGCCCCGCCACCCCUCCCACCUGCUGGAGGAAGCCACUGGAGGCCCCACAUCAAAAAGAGUCGGAAAAGGCACCCUCCAUCUCUGGCAGCAGCCCCUCCUCUGCCGAAAAAACCUCCCGACUUGAAAGUAUUGGAGGAGCCUCCAGACCGAGACCUUCCAGACCAGAAGCCUCUCAAGCUGAAGCUGGAGUUGCCAAUGGAGGAGGCCCCUCUCAGUGUUCUGACCGAGCAGCAGGAACCUCCAGCUCCAGCCGAUCAACCAGCGCCAAAGCCCCGCAAGCGUCGCUGCCGGAAUCAUCUCCCGCCCAUCCUUGCACCAGGAAGUGGGGGAGAAGCCACAGUACAAGAGACCAAUCCAGAGGAAACUGUAGCAUGCUGUGCCAGCUGUCAGGUUCAGUUCCCAGGUGUGAUGCUUCCAACCCAGAGACGCUGCCGGUGGCUCUGUCCAGAUUGCAGAGCCCAGAGAAGAGAUUUCAACCGGGAGCAGAGAUACUACAAGCAAAUUGGCUGUGGUGUGUGCCAAGCCUGCCAGAUGUCUCAGGACUGCGGCAUCUGCAGUGUGUGUGUCCUGCGAGCCAAGAGCCCCGAGCUCCGUAUUGGCAUCAAAUGCCUGCUGCGCCGAUGCUUGAAGAUUGUCAAAAAGGGCCUUGAAUGUGGCUUGUGCCAGGCCUGCAAGAUAACAGAAGACUGUGGCGAUUGUGUUAUCUGUUUGCGGAGGCAGAAGCCAGGCAUGAAGCGCCAGUGGAAAUGCCUCAGACGUCGCUGCCUUAAACGCAAGAAAAAAAUGCCCCCCAAGAAGGACACCUGUAGCUCCAAGAAGCUUACCAUAGAAGCAGCCUCUGCAAAGGAUACUGUUACCCCAGCACGACGCCGGCAGAAGAAGCCAGCCCCUGCAACAGAUGGGCCUCCUCCCAAGGCUCUGGGGGCCCCAAGGCGACGCCAUAAGCGGGUGUCAGCACCACCGCCACUACCACCACCACCACCACCAUUACCAACAGAGUCCACAGAUGGGCCCCUUCCAAAGGCCCAGCUGGUCUCAGGCUGCCAUCGUCGCAAGAACGCUACUACAACAAAAUGGAAACCUACUAUGGAGCGAGAUCCUGGAAAUGUUUCUGUUGCAAAGAGUAAGAAGAAGCAGCUGGAAGCAGUGAAAGAAAGAAAGAUGGUGGGUCACCCUCCCAAACAUCCCUCAGCCAAGCUGAAGAAGAGCGUGCAUGCGUCCAAAAGCCGACAGAACCGGAAGUGUGGUGAAUGUGAGGCUUGCCUCCUGAAGACCGAUUGUGGCCGCUGUGACUUCUGCUGUGACAAGCCCAAGUUUGGUGGGCAGAAUCUGAAGCGCCAGAAAUGUCGCUGGAGACAGUGCCUGCAGUUCGCAAUGCAGGAGUGCUCUUCAAGUGGUGAGCCAGUUGAUCCACCCAAGCCACACAGCCCAGAAAAGCCCCAGCAGCAGCAGCAGCAGCAGCUGCUGCUGCCACCACUGUCACUGCUGCCACCACUGGAGUUGAAGAACAAACCAGAGGGGAGUGGUUUUACUCUGGCCCAGGGAACCAUCGAGGAUCACCGCACGCCAGCACCACCUGUCAAGCAGGAGCCAGAGGCCCCUUGCUGCCCCACCCCACCCAUCCAUGUUCUGGCGAAGGAAUCGGACACCAGGUUACCUGCUGUCAACCUCCUUAUUGCCACCUCUCCCAAAAUCAAACAGGACCAUGUAGAACCAGGUGGGGACCGUCGACCAUCCAAUGAUUCUCCGGUGUUAGCAGGGCUCCCCCAAGUUAAGAGGCUACAGGGAACACAGCAGGGUGGAGAAGUGGUGGUUCUAGAUGAUGAAGAGGAUGAUGAAGAAGUGGAGCAGCAGCGGCAAAUUCGGCCUCCAGUGAUAAUGGAGAUCCUCAGCCUGGGUGGCGUGCAACCUCUGAACCAGUUGGACAGUGUCCUGCGAGAGUUCUUGAAUGAGCUCAACGAGAUCCCUCUCCCUGCUCAUUGGGAAGUGCUGCCUCCCGUGGGUGGCCCUGACCUGCGUCUUGUACAGCGCUCGAAACACUCCACCAUGUCAGCAGCGGUCAUCCACAUCCGCCCAGGCCUUUUCUUCCAUGUGGUGGUGCGAGACCUGCCUGUGCCCCCUGGCCAUAAACUCUAUGCCAGCCACCCUGCCCGCCUCACCACUGUUGAUGAGGUGGUGGAACUUAUUUGUGACCUGGAGGCUUAUCAGCUUUGUUCUGGCUGGCCUGCAGGGUGGCAUGCGGGCAGACGGUCUGAGGCCUGUGAUGUUCUUGUGUACUCGGGUUGCUGCCCACAGUGCCGCCUAAACCCUUGGCCGUCAGGAAGUGGUACCUGUUAAGAACCAAGCUGGAAGGGGGGAUUUGUGAUGGGACUCUGCCCUGUGGGGCAAUGAAGGGCAGAAGUUUUAUUUUGACACUGGAAAAGGCUGGGAAAUCUGAAAGGAUUAUUCCUUGCCAUAAAUAGCUUUAUAUAUAUUUUUCCCUCUUGUUCAAUAGCUUGGCACAACAAGUCAUAAUCCUCUUGUCGUCUGUUGUCUUUGUCACUCACUUUUGUGGUAGACUACAUCUGCAACUGGGCACAGAGAAGAAAAUGUCUUUUUAAAGGCAAGUCUCCUGUCUUGCUUUGGCCGUUCCACUUUUCUUCUGCCAGAGUUGCAGCGUGGUCUGUGGCAUAUCUUGACAAUUUGUGGUGAUCACCAGCUCCCAGCACUAUUAAAAUCUCACAUGCUUGGCAAAAUAGCUCUACAUGUUGACAGGAGGGAAAUGUGUAGCAGUGGCUUAUGUGUCUGUCUGGGCCCUUUGUUGCGUUUUCCUUGCCUGCCCAUCCUGCUUAUCACUCUCCUGGAGGUGUCUAGGACCACAGUGUGGAAAUACCUACUCUACACCAAACACAGGAAGGAUGGGAUUGAAGAUUAGGUUUUCUCUUUCCUAAAGAUUCCCCUUUCCUUCAUUUUCCAUCUAAAACUUGACUGGUAGUCCGGGGCAUGGUUUUCUUUGUUUUCAAGAUUGUUGCGUUUGGAUGGUUAAUUCUGUCUGAGGACCAGGAAGAUUUCUGUUUGUUUGUUUUGAGGAGCUGGGAAGUUGGAACUGAAUGUCACUCAUGGGGUAAAAGAUGGGGGCCACUCAGAAUGCUGAAGAAUUCUGGCACGUUCCGUUCAGGGAAGUUCUACAGAAGCCAUAGCUGUUCUUUACUUGCUAACGUGUGGUUUUGUGUCUCCCUUCAGCGUGAGUGGUGGCUGCAGCACCAGCACCAAAUGCUCCUGACCCCUUUCCCUUAUGCCUCAAGCAGUCCGUUUACGUUUUUUUUGUGGGGGCACGUAAUUCUUUUCUCUCACAAGAAAAGAAUUAAUUGUUGAAUCAGAACUGGUCUCUAUUUUUUUUAAUGUAUUAAAAAUUUUAAUGACCACA